This is a messenger RNA of Gigantopelta aegis, 3133 nucleotides long. RefSeq names its product beta-hexosaminidase-like. The coding region runs from base 1 to 3051 and encodes 1016 amino acids. The record is from RefSeq and is a predicted model, not a curated record. Gene Ontology annotation, molecular function: polysaccharide binding; beta-N-acetylhexosaminidase activity. Gene Ontology annotation, cellular component: membrane. The transcript is spliced from 12 exons. Lineage: Eukaryota; Metazoa; Mollusca; Gastropoda; Neomphalida; Peltospiridae. Gene Ontology annotation, biological process: ganglioside catabolic process; glycosaminoglycan metabolic process; carbohydrate metabolic process.
AUGAUACGGGAGAGCGAUGACUACUACCUCUUCCCGAACAUGAAAAAGGAGCUCGGUGGUAAUCAUUUUGCCACAGAUGAUGAUGAUGUUAUGAAUGCUGUGGACCACUUUCUGGGGGCCCAAAAUGGCGCCUUCUACACAGAAGGGAUCCGUCUGCUCCAUGACCGCUGUAUUAAAAUUAAGAAUCAGAGAUUGGAGGUAUCGACCACCUUCCCGGGCCUGCCUGUGGAAUACAGCUCUGAUAACGGGACCACCUGGCUUAAGGUGACAGAAUCUACAACUAUUACAAACAAGGAUUCCGUUCUGUUAAGAACAAGGUCAUCUGAUCUAAGUAGAUUCAGUCGGGUCAUAACAUUUAACCCAGUUCCUCAUGUUCCAGUGUUUGAUCAGUCAGAUAUAGACUACAUGGCGAACAACAUGGAUAUCCAUCUUGAGAUCCUCAACACCACGACCAGCAACACCUCUAACUUCCUGGCUCAGCUCAGUAUAAACAACACUGGUAAUCGAGACAUCAGAUUUGGUAACUGGGGGAUAUGGUUCUGCAGCUUUACAACAAUAAAGACUCACUUUCCCGGACAUGACAUCAGAACGAAUCACCAGAUGACUUUCAAACUGGUUCAAGGUUGCGUUUACAAACUGGAGCCAGCUCGUGGCUUUAGGCCCAUUCUCUCUGGGGAGGACAGGAAAAUAAAAUUUGUCAUUGGAUCUUGGCGGUCGUUAACGCGUAGUGAUUUCUUCCCAAACUGGUAUGUGUCGUCACAAGGCAUGAUGAGUAGAACCAUACACAGUGCAGCUGGUGAACAGGUGGAUUUCUUGGGGACUUUUAAUACAUUGAAUGAAUACAGAAUCGACGGAGACAGAUACAGGGCGUAUACACCAGAAGAAAGAUACACCAGGUAUAGUGACAUCACAGACCUUGGCGAAGCUCCAAUUCCGGUAAUUCCGACGCCAAUGUCUGUUAGCAUCAACAGACGGUUCAGGGUUAACCUGGCCCAACAUGGGUGGAAAAUCGUCACUAAAGAGCAGUUCUUACCAGAAGCGAAGUUUCUGCAAAGUAAGACAUACUCGAUUAUCUUGUUACAGGUGGGUGCGUGUGAGAAAGACUAUAUGAAGCUUGAAAGAAUGAAAUCUCUUGGGUUUCCAUCGCCAGGAAUCGGAGAAAGGAAACCCAUCAGACGGGUGAUUAAGCUCAUAGCAGCAGACCCGUUAAUACUGACUGACAGUAAACGAUCAACAUCUAUAGAAGCCUACUCACUAGCGGUACAUCCUGAUAGGGAAACUAUCGAAAUAACUUCCCGUGCCAGACCAGGCAUAUUUAAUGCCAUCCAGACGCUACUUGGUCUGGCAAUGAGAAGUCGCAACGGCGGCGACGUUCCUGAAGUAAACAUCACAGACGCACCACGGUUCGGGUUCCGUGGUGUUCUUUUGGAUGUCGCGCGCAACUUCCGGUCCAAACAGGAAGUGAUGAAGAUUCUGGAGGUGAUGUCUGUGUACAAGCUGAACAAGCUGCAUUUUCAUCUGACCGACUCACAGGGCUGGAGGUUGGAGAUGCCAGGACUGCCAGAACUCACCAAGGUUGGUGGACAGCGUUGUCAUGACGUCACAGAAACCGCGUGCCUUCUUUCUACCCUGGGGUCGGGACCUGAUACCUCCACAUCCGGGUCAGGAUUUUACACGGUAUCUGACUAUAAGGAGAUCUUAAGAUUCGCCGCUGAGCGCCACAUCGAGGUUAUACCAGAAAUAGCCAUCCCAGGCCGGUCACACGCCGCCGUGAAGUCAAUGGAAGCAAGAAGGCGAAUCCUUCUGGACAAAGGAGACUCUAAGCAUGCAGACGACUUUCUGCUCAACGACCCCGACAUACACCCUGGUUACCAGGCUGGUGUAUUCGGUGAUGACGUCAUAAACCCGUGCAUGGACACGACCUUUGUGUUUGUGAACCAUGUCAUAGCUCAGUUGGUUGCUAUGCACGAAGGUAUCAAUCCCCUGAAGACGUUUCAUUUUGGAGGACACGAAGUCGCACCUGGUACCUGGGACAACUUGACUCUGUGUAAACCACUGGAUGUAGGAUAUCACGAACUGAAAGAACGCUUUGUGAAGAAUGUAUCACGCCUGGCGUACAAACAUGGACUGAAUCUUGCAGCUUGGGCAGAUGGGCUAGUUGGCAAGGGAACAAGACCAUUCGACAAUGGGCAGCUUUUGAAUCGGGAAGUGUAUACCAAUACAUGGAACAACGUAUUGAAGAUGGGUGAUAGCUCUGUUGGAAGGCCGUAUGCUCUGGCCAAUGCAGGAUAUAAGGUUGUCAUGUCGCAGGCAACACAUCUCUACUUCGACCAUCCGCACGAGCCUGACCCCAACCAGAAAGGAACCUACUGGGCGACCAGGUUCAUCGACACUCGGAAAGUUCUUGCUUUCACUCCAGAUGAUAUUUACGGCAAUGCUGACGUCACUCUCCAGGGAGAACCCAUUACAAAUGAAGAUCUGUGUGGCGCUGAUGGAGGACGAUGUGUUAAACUGGAACACCCCCAAAGUAUCGUUGGGAUGCAGGGUCAUCUGUGGAGUGAGACCAUUCGGACUGACGAUCAGCUUGAGUACAUGUUGUUUCCAAGGUUACUGGCAGUGGCUGAGCGAGCCUGGCACAAAGCGCAAUGGGAGAGUACCAAAGAUGAACAAGACAAGCUCUCCGACUGGUUCAAAUUCGCGAACACUGUUGGAUACCAAGAGCUCCGUCUAUUGGAUAAAUAUGAUAUUGCCUACAGGAUACCCAGGCCUGGUGCGAGAUUGCAAAACAAUCGUCUGUUUGUGAACACUGAGUUUCCUGGUCUGAAAGUUGAAGUUAGUUUUGAUGAUGGACUGACAUGGAAAGAUGUCGAUCGAGAGGGAAUAAGUGUAGAAAACGUUCAAGUUUUAAAGUUAGCUACAAGAUCACCAAAUAAUGUCCGCCACAGUGAAGAGAUUACAGUCAACUUAACGUCACUAUCUGAAGCCUCCACGUCUCUUCCCAGUCUGUAUUGUGUUUUGUGGUGUUAUCUCGCAUGGUGGUUUUAUACAUAACCAUCACUACACUACCAUUUCCUGUAUCUACCUCAUUUACAGUUUAGUUUAUUCCGACAAUAAAUGCCACUGUACAAAAUUA